AAGUGAACAUCAUCACUAUGGCAAAUGUCAACUGGAGUCCUGAAGAUCUGAUCAAAAAAUCUCACCAAGCAAAGGAAUUUGCCUACAGUCUAUACAGCAAGUUCAGAGUUGGAGCAGCACUGCUUACACAUAAUGGGACUGUGUUCACUGGAUGCAACGUAGAAAACAGCUGUUAUAAUCUGGGCAUCUGUGCUGAGAGGGUCACUAUCGCCAAGGCUGUGUCAGAGGGACAUCAAAACUUCAAAGCCAUUGCUAUAGCCAGUGACAUGGUGGACAACUUUAUCUCACCAUGUGGUGGCUGCAGACAGUUCAUGAGAGAGUUUGGCCUGCAGUGGGAUGUUUAUUUGACAAAACCAGAUGGCUCUUUUAAGAAGAUGACUGUGGAGGAGCUCCUUCCAGUCUCAUUUGGACCUGAUGAUCUUAAAUAUGAAAGGAAACAGAUAAAAAGCAAUUAGAUUUUUUUUUUGCAAAAUAAAUAUGCAACAAAUUGAAAAUAUUUCAGCAUUUUGCCUGUGCAUGAAAUGUGUAUGUCAAUGUUGUCAACUAUUAGCUGUAAUCCUCACUGGUAUUAAAUAUUAAAAUAAUAUUAGAAUGGAUGUUGUGCUAAGGAAUUUUUUUAAUGAGAUACAAAAGUCUGGUAUUGCACUACUACUCAGCAGAUUCACAUUAAGC
Molecule: messenger RNA, 672 nt
Organism: Trichomycterus rosablanca
Lineage: Eukaryota; Metazoa; Chordata; Actinopteri; Siluriformes; Trichomycteridae
Gene: cdaa
Product: cytidine deaminase a
Exons: 4
Coding region: 18-455 (145 amino acids)
Cellular component (GO): cytosol
Molecular function (GO): zinc ion binding; cytidine deaminase activity
Source: RefSeq, a predicted model, not a curated record